Messenger RNA from Chrysoperla carnea, 2465 nucleotides. RefSeq names its product casein kinase I (gene dco). Gene Ontology annotation, cellular component: nucleus; cytoplasm. Gene Ontology annotation, biological process: endocytosis; signal transduction; peptidyl-serine phosphorylation. Gene Ontology annotation, molecular function: protein serine/threonine kinase activity; ATP binding. The transcript is spliced from 6 exons. The record is from RefSeq and is a predicted model, not a curated record. NCBI's taxonomy places the organism in Eukaryota, Metazoa, Arthropoda, Insecta, Neuroptera, Chrysopidae. The coding region runs from base 384 to 1691 and encodes 435 amino acids.
UGUAGUAUGUCGGUAUUGUAAUUGAGUGAAUGGUGGUACACUGCAAUGGUACUUUCAGUACAUUGCAAUGAAAUCAUAAUCUUUUGUAAUCGAUUUAAUAGAUUUAUAAAAUUAGUUAAAAACAAAUAUUUUUAUACAAUUCAAUAAUAUUAUUUUGAUUUCAAUUAGUAUUUAAUUGUUUAUUGUAAAAAAUCAAAUAAAUAAAUAAUGGAGCUACGUCAAACUGGUUCCUUGUAUGACGAAUAGAGUGAAGACCUGCCUGCUGUUAUCUCUUGUCUCUGACUUAAACAUGGCGUCUUUGGGUGAAAAUUAAUUCAGUGUAAUUCUGAAAAAAAAUUUUAUGCUAAUUUUAUUGUGACUAAUAUUUAUGUUAUUAAUAUAAAAUGGAAUUGCGAGUUGGUAACAAGUACCGUUUGGGACGAAAAAUUGGCUCAGGUUCAUUUGGUGAUAUAUAUUUAGGUACUAAUAUAACAACGGGCGAGGAAGUUGCUAUCAAAUUAGAAUGCAUCAAAACUCGACAUCCACAAUUACACAUAGAAUCCAAGUUUUACAAAAUGAUGCAAGGAGGAGUUGGUAUUCCAAAUAUAAAAUGGUGUGGCUCCGAAGGUGACUACAAUGUAAUGGUGAUGGAGUUACUAGGACCUUCAUUAGAAGAUCUAUUUAAUUUUUGUUCACGACGUUUUUCAUUAAAGACUGUCUUGCUAUUGGCUGAUCAAUUGAUUAGCCGUGUAGAUUAUAUACAUUCUAGGAAUUUUAUACAUAGGGAUAUAAAACCAGAUAAUUUUUUAAUGGGGUUGGGUAAAAAAGGGAAUCUUGUCUAUAUUAUUGAUUUUGGUUUAGCAAAACGAUAUCGUGACAACCGAACACAAUCACAUAUACCAUACAGAGAAAAUAAGAACUUAACUGGUACAGCACGAUAUGCAAGUAUUAAUACACAUUUAGGGAUUGAACAAUCUAGACGUGAUGAUUUAGAAUCACUAGGAUAUGUUUUAAUGUAUUUUAAUCGUGGCUCAUUACCAUGGCAAGGUUUAAAAGCAGCAACUAAACGACAAAAAUAUGAACGAAUUUCUGAGAAGAAAAUGUCAACACCUAUUGAAGAAUUAUGUAAAGGAUAUCCAAAUGAGUUCCCAACAUUUUUUAAUUAUUGUAGGCAAUUAAGGUUCGAAGAACGACCAGAAUAUGCUUAUUUACGGCAACUGUUUAGAACAUUAUUUCAUAGAAAAGGCUUUACAUAUGAUUACGUAUUUGAUUGGAACCUAUUAAAGUUCGGUGCAUCGCGUGGAUCACAUAAUGAAGAGAGUCGUGAUGCAAAUCGUGAAAGUGGUCGAGGUGAUAGACGUGGUGUUUCAAAUGCAGUGCCUGCUAUACAACAGGGUACAACAACUGCACCUGGCGGUGGUGAAGCAGUAAAUCGUUCAUCAAGGCGUCAACAACAAAGCGGUAUUGAGCGUAUGGAUAUUACGUCAUCGGCUGGUGUUAACGCUGAAGGGGAAGUAGCUGGAUCGCCACGUUUAUAUGAAAAUCAUGAGCGACGUGUAUCGUUACGUUUACGUGGUACAUCAAAUCAACCAGCAGCCCCACCAUCCACUUCGGAUUUAAGUAAUAGCCGUCAACCCAAGAAGCGCCUCCGUAGUGGCAAUGGCCCCACCGAGCGGGGCUCAGGGAGGCCCGGGGCCUCAUUCCACCCGUAGAGGUAGUGCUUCAAAAGAGCAAUCAUCAGCGGUUCACCAACUUCGACCAAAGAAGUAAUUUAUUAUGUGUACUGAAAAUAAAUUAUAUAUAUACAAAUAUAUAUAAAUUUUUGGAUGGAUUGUGGAAAAACUUCUUCAAUCAUCAUCAUCAGACGAAUACCACAUCAACGGAGAGAUUUAAUUUAAUUAUGAAAAUAAAAACGUUUUUACACGAACUGAACUCUACUUAGAAUUUAAAUAAAUAAAACUAACCAAUUUGAAAAAAAAAAUUUUGUAUUUGAAAGUAUUUUUCAUGUGUAUCUGUGCUCGAAAUGUGUGCAAGACCUUAUUCUUUAUCAAUUUUUUUUGUGUAUAUAUUAGAAAAAAUCAAAACAUGUUAUACAUAAGGCAUUAUUAUUAUAAUUUGCUGCGUUUUUCUAUCUCUCUUUUAUUUCGUUUUUUUUUUUUUUUUCAUAUAGGCGAAAUGUUUGAAUCGCGCUGUCAGCGUGACCAUAUACAAAUUAAAAAUGGUCAUUAUAUUUAUUUAAUAUACCAUAUCUAUGGUUAUAUAACGUGACGGUUAGGGUGGCGAGCAAUCGGGCAUAUAUGGAAAUGUUAGAAUUUUAAGAUUCUUUAGGAAUUGAAUUAGUCAGAGAUUAGAGUUUCGAUCAAGGAAUAAAAAACAAAAAAUAUGGUAAAUUAAAUUUUUACUCUGAUUUUACAUAAAUAAUAAGACAUCGAGAAGCGCCGAUGAAAGGGUUAAAGAAAAAUGAAGUCUAUACCAAUGAAAAAAUA